CCUUCAGCACCGCGGACCUUUGCCCUCCGAUGAAACCUCCCGGCCCCCGCCCCAGGACCGUCUUUUCUCCAGUUUGAGCGGGGGUGUCGGGAGCAGGCGGAGAGCUUUCCUGGGAGGCUGGGGAAGCAAUGAACACUCUUCUCAGCGACUCGCCUCCCAGCAGUGCUAUUUUUUGCCAUCCGCCCUCACCCCCAGCACACGCGCUCGCACACACACGCACGCACGCACACACACACACACAUAGACCUCUCUGGAUUUCUUUGCCUUGAGUCUCCCGGGGCUGUGAGGAACCAGGCGCAUCUCAAACCGAGCUAGCAGCUCCAGGCUUCAGAGCCAUGCCCUGCACGGACCCUCAUCCUUACCAAGCUCCCGAGGAAUGAAAGGAACCCAGGGACCCUCAGAAGGCGGCAGUUAUGUGGACCAACCCCCUGGAGCCUGCACCCUUCGGAGGGCCAUAGGCGACCCAGGAAACUGGAGAGAGCUCCAGACAGGAAACCCCAGCUUUCCCAAAGUCCCUGUGGAUGCUGACAAAAGAAGAUUUGAAUUUUUGGAAGAGCUUGUUCUAGGUUACCCAGCUGCAGAGUGAUUUUUCCCCUCUGGCAUUGAACCUCCCUCUCCAAUCCCCAGCCGUCCAGAGUACCAUGAAGAAUUAUGAGGAUGUGUGACAGAGGAAUCCAGAUGUUGAUCACCACUGUGGGAGCCUUCGCAGCUUUUAGUUUAAUGACCAUUGCAGUGGGCACGGACUACUGGUUAUAUUCCAGAGGUGUGUGCAGGACUAAAUCUACAAGUGAUAAUGAAACCAGCAGGAAGAAUGAAGAAGUAAUGACCCAUUCGGGGCUGUGGAGGACCUGCUGCCUAGAAGGGGCUUUCCGAGGUGUGUGCAAGAAAAUCGAUCACUUCCCUGAAGAUGCUGACUAUGAACAAGAUACGGCUGAGUAUCUCCUGCGGGCUGUGAGGGCCUCCAGCGUCUUCCCCAUCCUCAGCGUCACACUGCUCUUUUUCGGCGGGCUCUGCGUGGCGGCCAGCGAGUUCCACCGCAGCAGACACAAUGUUAUCCUCAGCGCCGGCAUCUUUUUUGUCUCUGCAGGGUUAAGCAACAUCAUUGGCAUCAUAGUUUAUAUAUCAGCCAAUGCUGGAGACCCUGGGCAGCGCGACUCCAAAAAGAGCUACUCCUACGGCUGGUCCUUUUAUUUUGGAGCCUUCUCUUUUAUCAUCGCGGAAAUUGUAGGAGUAGUCGCCGUGCACAUCUACAUAGAAAAACAUCAGCAGUUGCGUGCCAAAUCCCACUCGGAGCUCCUGAAGAAAUCUACCUUUGCUCGCCUUCCACCCUACAGGUAUAGAUUCCGGAGGCGGUCAAGUUCCCGCUCCACAGAGCCCAGAUCCCGAGACCUGUCCCCCAUCAGCAAAGGCUUCCACACCAUCCCGUCCACUGACAUCUCCAUGUUCACCCUCUCCCGGGACCCCUCAAAGAUCACCAUGGGGACCCUCCUCAACUCCGACCGGGACCACGCUUUUCUACAGUUCCACAAUUCCACGCCCAAAGAGUUCAAAGAGUCGUUGCAUAAUAAUCCGGCCAACAGGCGCACCACGCCCGUCUGAACUGACCUCUGCCCUCUGCCCUCUGCCCUCGGCCCCAGCACAGCCUCGGGGGAUGUGGACAGAGGCGUCUCUGAGGUUGCAUGGCAUGGUCCUCGUGAUGGUAUUACUUUUUACAAAGAAUGAAACCAAAUGGACUCAGUCCUCUCCCAAACUUGGCCCCUCGCCCUCCGUCCGAACCCCUCCAUCCUUCCCCAACUUUUCAAGCCAAUCCCAUGACGUCAUUUAUUUCUCUGUGUAUCUGUGCCAGAUGUUUUCCUUUCUUCCUUCUUUACUGGAAGGACCUCCACAUUCUUCCCUCCUUGGAAGAGGACUUAAAAGGUGGCUGGUGGGGGAUCCCUGAAUCCCCAGGUGUGUGCACAGCUGUUCCCAUUGUCCAUUCAUACAAAGCCUCGGGACACCCACCGCCCAGGCAGCCCUGAGGGAGGCAUUCACCUUUCCGUGUUAGAACAACAUGACCAGAAAUCAAAGAUGUCAGAGCCCCGAAGCAGCUAAUGUAAUAAGCACUCAUGUAUUAAAGGUUUUGCCUUGUCGUAACCAAA
Molecule: messenger RNA, 2138 nt
Organism: Camelus dromedarius (Arabian camel)
Lineage: Eukaryota; Metazoa; Chordata; Mammalia; Artiodactyla; Camelidae
Gene: CACNG3
Product: calcium voltage-gated channel auxiliary subunit gamma 3
Exons: 4
Coding region: 652-1599 (315 amino acids)
Biological process (GO): neurotransmitter receptor transport, postsynaptic endosome to lysosome; positive regulation of synaptic transmission, glutamatergic; calcium ion transport
Cellular component (GO): AMPA glutamate receptor complex; postsynaptic density membrane
Molecular function (GO): channel regulator activity; voltage-gated calcium channel activity
Source: RefSeq, a predicted model, not a curated record